AUGAAACCUCUUUUCGUCAUGAUUACAUCGCCACUUGGAGCGCAUGUUCAACCACGAUCAGCAAGGAAGAAGCGUGUGCGCUUUGGGGAUGUUUCCGUGGGGGUGGCAAGUGCCAAGAGUUCGUCCUGUGGGGAGGCAAAGCGGUGCCGAUGGUAUACCAGAGAGGAAUUCAAGUUUAUUCGCCAGACUAUUCGGCACACUAUCAAGGGCAAGAUUGCUGUGGAUGAAUGCCAGGAAUCCUGGAGGGGACUUGAGUACAUGGCCGACAAGAUCAGAAGGAUGGAAAGGAAGAUGAAAAUCCAACUUGUCCUGGAAUUGCAAGAAGAUAACCGAACCACAGGCAUUCCCUGUUGUCAAGGCUUGAGACAACUUUCGCUACAACUGAGCAAACAGGAUACUCAUUGCAGCGUAGUGAGUGCUGCCAAGGACUCCCUGAACGCAAAUCAAAUCUACAAGGAAACGCUGAAGGCGGCCAUUGUAGAUCCAUGCUUUCUUUAA
Molecule: messenger RNA, 498 nt
Organism: Seminavis robusta
Lineage: Eukaryota; Bacillariophyta; Bacillariophyceae; Naviculales; Naviculaceae
Source: the annotation of a GenBank genome assembly